GCAAUAUGUCAUGCCUCCCUUCGAAUGACAACAAUACAGCAGCAUCUACAGCAAACUCAGACUCCUCGCUUUCAUGUCAGAAUGGGUGAAUUCAUUGCUUAGAGAGGAUAGGCUCCUACAAUGGACGAUUAUCAGAGACUCGUCGUGGCUCAAUUCUUCGAGCCACUACCAAACCUCUCCCAGAUAUCGUGCCACCAGUUUGUCUUGCAUCAUAUUGCCCCGAUCCUUCUUCCCAACACUACCGGCAAGGUAGACGUUCAACCUAGCCCUUUCCAGGGAAGCAUGAGCUACACCGCUAUACUACAUACUCAUUCCACGCAUGCUGAUCAUCGCAUUGCCGUCCAGUUCCGAAGCGACAAGCAAGACCUCUUCGGAGUCACCGAAGCUAGCCGCAUUCAUGGAUCUCUUGUGCCCUUGGUAACAUACCAGGGCAUGUACGAAGGCCUCUUUGUGUAUACAUCACCUUUUGCAGAAGGGACACCGUACAUCAGUGUCUUGAUGUCUUCUCAGGACUUUAAACUGCCGCUCCAAAAGAAGAUGGUAACUGUCAUGGACCUUGCAGACCUCGUCACUCGGGGAGCCAGAGCGAACACUACUAUAUCCGACACUACUAUAUCCGACCUCACCUCUACUCUUGAAGAAAUUCACCAUACGGUCAAUAACUACACUUUCCGACACAAACCCCUCAGAAACAGAAUUUCUGCUUGUAUCAGCAAGCUCUUACCACAGCUACGCGAUCUUGCUGCCCUCCCUGUCACCCUUACCCACCAGGAUCUCGCCCCAUUCAAUUACCUUAUCGACGAUUCUACCGGUCGGGUUCAAGCUGUACUGGACUGGGAUGGUGCUCUAUAUCUCCCAGUUGGGUCGAAUUUCUAUUUCAUGGAUAGCCUUUUCGGGUUCAUGACCCCAAGUGGUUGGCAGGACACGGAGGAUCGUCAGGAACUCGAGGCAGCGUUUUACAAUCGGGCUCUGGCUAGUCUUGCUACACAGGGGCUUGGGGGAGUAACAAGAGAGCAACUGGAGUCGCAGAAAGCGAUCGGGAUGUUGCUGUAUGGUGUGGAACGGCUUCUCAAGUUCAAAGACGAACGAGCGGAGCACUAUCUAGAUGGAUAUCUUCGGGGGUUAUCUUUCAUGAACGGGCUCAUGUUCUCGUAUUAGCUCAGUAUCUGGACGGGACCUUGAUGCGUGGGAGUCUAAGAAUAUGUAUAUUCGAAAGGAUAUUGAGAGCCAUGCCGGCAUCCGAGGAAAUAGAAAACUAGCAAUGUAUGAUUGCGCCUGUGCUCAAUUUCUAGUUCUAACAGAGAUAGCGAAACGAACACUCGAGGGGGCGCCCUGGCAAAAGAUGGAUCUUGAUGCAGGAAGGGGGGAGAUUCUUAAAACUAAGACUCUUCUCCGGCAGCAUCUAACCGGGGCAUAACCUUGACUUCAUGCUCAGUGUAGGGCUUCGAAUCCCGAAACACCUUGUGAUUGCCAGAGUUCAUAGGGGCACAGACGUUAUUCCCCUUGCACUCAACAAUCCCGUGUUCAUUGACAUGGAAGCUCCAUCCAGUGAUGACAGGUUCACUCGCCUUAAUCUCUUCUUCGGGGGUAAGGCGAAGAGGGACACUGAUGGUGCCGCGUCCACUAGGAUGUGUGAACUCAACGAAGUCUUCUCUGUCUGCACAGUUCGGGAUGAUCGAGAACCGUUUCUCGAGGCUGUGAGCUUUGAGAAACUCGGCAAGGUCCGAAGCGAAAGCUGUGUCGAUCUGAGUUGCCUCGCCGCUGGCAUCGUACUCGAAUGCCUGGAACAUUCCAUUUCGGUUGAGGAACCACGAGUUCGGCGCAAUCUUGUCCAUGUCGACGCUCGAAAUAGUCUUUGGGAUGCAGAUAUCAGACUCGGGGGACCGGACCUCGUGAAACAUCACAGUUCUGUCUUGGAGUGUGUCGUGGCGAUGGAGAAGCCCGACUCCUAGCUUCAUAUGCAUGCUGUGCCUGACAAAGAUAUCCGCGAUAGCUGUCAAGGUCGCCUUGUCCACCUCCUUUUCCUGUUCUUCGAAGGUCUUGAUUGUAUUGAAAGAGAGGGCAUCCAAGACAGCACUCUCUACUGCGACAGCCAUGAUAUUGGCAGGUCUCACUGUUUUAUCAUUGAUGUUAGCGAUUACUGCUUGCAGGACGGUAGGUGACUCAAGCACCUGUGCGUUACUCUUUACGUCGAUGAAGAUAGGGCAGAAGUGAUGCUUGACAUUGAGCGGAAUAUGCAAUACCUUCUCGUGACGUGGAGAUAUGAAGCCCACAACAAGCGGAGUGAUCAGUAUGCUUCGAUGAAAAUUUUGCGCUGGGCAACUAGCCUGGGCCAGGAGAGAAUGGAAGAAAGCGGAAGGGAAGGAAGGUCUGUAUUUAUCUGAGAAACGGUCAACAUUGGUAGAGUCGGGGCAGGCCAAAUAUCGCGUCAGCGGGGAACCCUGUCAUCAGGCAUGAUAAGUCCAAAAUUGCAGCGGCUAAUAGUCCCAUCUCUCCGGAGUGAUGGAGAGCAAAGAUCCACUCCAGCUGAAAAAGAUUUGAGCCGCAACCACCUAUUCUUGGCCUGAGAGCUUCUUGGGUCCUGCUGACGUGGCCUGCAGCACGGGGUUUCGCAAUGACAAAUAUGCUGCACGAACGGUGAACUGUGGAAGGAAAUAGAUGGUAAUUUGAACAGCCAUGCAAUUCGUUAGCUCGAGGCUGUGCCCUUGUUUCCCCGCCAAUGACGUUGGUUGAGAUCCGCUUCGAUCCGCCAAUGAGGGGAGAGUUCUCCCAGAGCCCAAACAUUCCCGCGAUCUGUGGCUGACUUCCGGGCCGCUCCGUCAACGAAGUGGGCUACUUCAGAUCGUUGCUGCUGCCUUGCGAACGGGAAGGCCGGAACUGACCUAUGUGAACCAAACGAUUGGCUAUGGGUGGGAUUUCCCUCCGCUCUCGUCAUUCAAUGACGACUCAACACUCCGAACGCCAAGUUAGAUGAAUGCCCGUCGUGCUUGGGUUUGACUACUGCUCGCGGAUUUUGAAGCUUACAUUGAGUGAAGAUUCGCGGUCGACGACAGGAUGAUUGGUCAUCAAGUCUUGGCGGUAAACCUUGGCACAAUGUACGCCCGACGAUCUCAACGUCGAGGCAGCGGCCUUACCUGCAUCUCCAAAGUGGGGGGCAUCAGCCUUAAAUUCGAUCGCAAUGCUCAUUGCAUUGUUUGGAGAAUAAAAUCAGUGCCUCUACAAAUGGAGCCCAAAUGAUGGGGCCGAAGAGAUCAAAAAACCAUUCAAAUUUCUAACGGAGACUGAUUACACAAGCAGGGGGUAGAACAAUUCGCAGUAAGUGCGUACGCUAAAUGCAAAGCAUCGGCUCAUGUGCAUUUGCCUUCAGUUUGGAAGCUUGGGAGACUUGUCGCUAGUUGUGUGGCUGGCCGCAUCGCCAGCAGUGCCAAGGGACUCAGUGGCACGGAUCCUCGGCUUCUUUCCGCGAGGCCCUUCUUCUCCAUAUUCAAUUGGAGCCGCGAAGCUCCAUUGGACAUCUUGAUGCUCAUCAGGCUCCGUUGAGCCAUCGGAAUCAUCCAAAAUGGGUGUCAAAUCAGAAGCCGCCUGGUUCUGGGAGGUAGAAGAAUGUUGAGAGCAAGCCUCAGAGAGUCUUUUGUUUGCCAUCCCAAUAAAUUCAUCCCUCUUUUCCUUUGCCCAAUCUCGGGCGUUUCGAUAUGCACAAGCUCCUUGCCGAAACAUCUCAGAGGUAUCAGUCAGGGAAUAUGAUCGAAGCUGGGUCAUAAAAUAUUCGGGAUGACUAUCUGGAAUUUUAGGCUUUCCAAUGUGGGUGGUGUAUAGCUUUAGUGUACCGCCAUGAUAAAUCGAGGUAAGAGUGUAAGCAUUGCGAUCGUAGGUCGGUCCAUCUUGCUGGUAGAAUUGUAGAGAAUGCAUACCCCGAGCUCCCAAUGCACCAUCAUAGCAUGCCUGCCGCGUAGCUACAGAGAGAGAUCCAUCGGGGCCCUUUGCCUCCAAAAAGAAGUUCGGCACCAUUGGGAGAUCAUCCUGCGUUGAUGGGACAAUAUGGCGACUAAGAUCUUCGCGGAUUUGACGAUUGAGCUGUUCAGGUCGCGCGCCAUAGAAGUGGUCAGGUUUGCCUGAAGCUAGUGUACCAUUAGUUAAGGGCGAAAGGUUUCCAAAUGGGUAAUCCCCUCCGACACAUUUACGAUCGCCGAUAUCGCCAUCAAUAAUCGGAAUCACCAAACUUAUAACCGGCUUCUCCUUAGAUGCAUGUGCAUCUGCACGGGCAAAGUUUUCGAAUGCCUCCUCAGAGAAUCUUGAUGGUGAAAGAGAAGCUCGGGGUUGAGCCAAUCUUUCAUUGAUUUCUUGCAGGUUUCUCGGUUUUUCUGGUCUUUGGCCAUCUGGAUACUCGUAACCGUGCGGGUAAACUCCGUGGUCAAUUAAAUGCUGUUGAAAAUUCCUACUAAAAGCUGAGGUGCUCGAAGUUCUUGUGGUUGCCUUUGUGCCUCUCGAGGUUGAUGACAGAGGAGAUUCUGCUCGACGUUUCCUACGGUGGGAACUGGGUGUCCUUGAGCUCAUCGGGAUAGGGUACUAGAACCAGGUUAGUACCUCCAGGAUGGGUUUGAGUUCAAAGUAACAUACAUUUCUCAAAUCAGACAGAUCAGGCCCUCCCAAUCUCGAGAAUCUCUUUAUCUCCUUUGGGUGACUAGAUGAACAAUCACGGAGAAAGCCAGGAAGUAGGACAGGCUCUUCGGGACAAC
Messenger RNA from Blastomyces gilchristii SLH14081, 4736 nucleotides. RefSeq lists its product as uncharacterized. The record is from RefSeq and is a predicted model, not a curated record. The coding region runs from base 121 to 1158 and encodes 345 amino acids. The transcript has a single exon. Lineage: Eukaryota; Fungi; Ascomycota; Eurotiomycetes; Onygenales; Ajellomycetaceae.